This is a messenger RNA of Acanthosepion pharaonis, 675 nucleotides long. The record is from the annotation of a GenBank genome assembly. NCBI's taxonomy places the organism in Eukaryota, Metazoa, Mollusca, Cephalopoda, Sepiida, Sepiidae.
AUGAAGAUUGUAUCCAAUUCUUCUUCUUCUUCUUCUUCUUCUUCUUCUUCUUCUUCUUCUUCUUCCUCCUCCUCCUCCUCCCUCUUCUUCUUCUACUCCUCCUCUCUUUACAUUUCUUCUUCGUGUUUUUUUCUCUUCUCCUCCUUUUCCUCCUCCUCCCUCUUCUACUUCUUCUUUCCCUACUCCUCCUCUUUACUCUUCUUCUUCUUCUUUUCUUCCCCCUUCUCCUCCUCCUCUCUCUUCUUCUUCUUCUUCCUCCUAUUUCUUCUCCUCCUCCCUCUUCUUCUUCCUCCAUUUUCUUCUUCUCCUACUCCUCCCUCUUCUUCUUCUUCCCCUCCUUCUCCUCUUUACUCUUCUUCCUCUUCCCCUCCUCCUCCUCUUUCUUCUUCUUCUUCUUGUUUUUUUCUUUUCCUCCUCCUCCUCCCCUCUUCUUUUUCUUUUUCUUCCUUCUCCUCCUCCUCCUUUAUCUUCUUCCCCCUCCUCGUCCUCCUCCUCUUUAAUCAUCUUCUUCUUAUCCUUGUUUUUCUUCUUCUCCUCUUCCACUCCUCCUCUUUUCUCUUCUUCUUUUCAUUCUUCUUCUUCUCCUCCUCCUCCUCCUCCUUCUCUUUUUUCAUCUCCUCCUCCUCCUCCUCCUCCUUCUAUUUGCUGUAUCUCUUCAGUACGUUGGCUCCCUAA